Messenger RNA from Amaranthus tricolor (Joseph's coat), 1516 nucleotides. RefSeq names its product NAC transcription factor 32-like. The record is from RefSeq and is a predicted model, not a curated record. Gene Ontology annotation, biological process: regulation of DNA-templated transcription. Gene Ontology annotation, molecular function: DNA binding. NCBI's taxonomy places the organism in Eukaryota, Viridiplantae, Streptophyta, Magnoliopsida, Caryophyllales, Amaranthaceae. Bases 281 to 1180 code for a protein of 299 amino acids. The transcript has 3 exons.
ACUUUUCAAAAUUUCAAGUUUUAGUGCUCCAAACACGUGCAAAUAAAAAAGAAAAAAAAAACAAAAACCCAGCUUUUAAAUCUCUCUACAUAAACAAAUGUGAACUUGUACCCAAAGGGUCGUAGUUUGAGCAAGCAGCUUCAUCUUUGGAACAAUUAGCAAAGAAUCGAAGCAAACCCAGAACAGCAACACAGAUUCUGAGAAGAAAUUGAAAGAAAACAAAAAAGAUUUGAUUAAUCUUUGAUUGAAGAUUGAAACAAGAGUCAGAGUCAAACAAAAUAUGAUGAGUAGUGAAGAAUUGGUAUUACCAGCAGGAUUUAGAUUCCAUCCAACCGAUGAAGAAUUAGUGGUUCAUUAUUUAUGUCGCAAGUGUGAUUCUCAACCUAUCUCUGUUCCUAUUAUUGCUGAUAUUGAUCUUUAUAAGUUUGAUCCUUGGCAACUUCCUGGGAUGGCAUUAUAUGGUGAGAAAGAGUGGUAUUUCUUUUCUCCAAGAGAUAGGAAAUAUCCAAACGGGUCAAGACCGAACCGGGCAGCUGGAGGCGGGUAUUGGAAGGCAACCGGAGCGGAUAAAGCGAUAGGAAAACCGAAGACACUUGGUAUCAAAAAAGCUUUGGUAUUUUAUGCUGGAAAAGCUCCAAACGGUAUUAAGACUAAUUGGAUUAUGCAUGAGUAUCGCCUUGCUAAUGUUGAUCGUUCAGCUGGCAAGAGAACUAAUCUAAGGCUUGAUGAUUGGGUUUUAUGCCGUAUUUACAACAAGAAGGGGGUCAUUGAAAAAGACUACAACAAUGAUCAGAAACCCACCAAGCCCACAAUGUCCAGUUCUAUACCACAGUAUUCAGAUUUUGAGGAUCAAAAGCCUGUGAUUAUGGGUGCCCAACAGAUGGGCCACAUGGGUUUUUCAGUUCCAUCACCGAUGGCUCCAUCAAAGAAUGACCAAUUGCAUUUCGGCACAUCUGACUCGGUCCCUCAUUGUCACACUGAUACAAGUGGUUCGAACCAUGCUGCAUCACCUGACUUCAAGUGUGAUAACGAGGUUGAAAGUCAUCCUAAAUCGAACGAUUUUCCUCCUUCAUAUGGUUUCAUGGGUGCUUUCUCGAAUGAUCCGUUUGCCACACCAUCUCCAUUUCUGCAGGAUCAUAUCAUCACCAGUUUUCUGGAUAUGGUCAUGCUCUUCCGAUAAACUCAACCCAGCACCCCGGCCCCAAGGGAAGGACACGUAGUCCUAUGAGAAGUGAAGGGCACCAAGAGUUGUAGUAUGUACUGGUUUUGUAAAAUGCUGAUGAAGAAUAAUUAAGAAGGAAGCAUCCAUCCUUUGUAAAUUCAUUCUAAAGCGUCAGCAUGUUAAUAUUUAGUUCAUUCUAGGACUAUAGUAAAUUUUAGGUGGUGUAGCACAAUUUUGUAUCAAACAAAUAUUGCAAGGUAUUCAAUCAUUUAGAAAUUUGUUGCUCCAACUACAACUACAAAUGUGGACAAUGCUAUAAAGAAUAUGGGAAAAGAUGAUAUUCUAUUAACAAAA